ACAUUCACCCAACCGGGAUAUUGUUCUUUGUUAACUUUAGGCUCCAUCAAUCUAAUUGAAAAUCAAUGAAAUCAAUUUUUGCCAUCAAAUUAUGUUUGCUUGGCGACUAUCCUUGAUCCAUUGUGACAUUCCGUUCCGCUGUUCCGCUGUCGUUACUCAAAUUAACACCUGUUUCGAGCGUGACAAUUAGUCUGCGUCGGUGCCCUUACACUAUUGCGACCGCCGCGUUAUGGUGGAUUUUGAUGUUAUUGUCCGAACCGUCGGUCACCGGCUGCGCGGGAGUUAUUACAACAAAUGUAACACCCACUCGCCGCUCACGUAACCGCGCCUCCCAAAUCUAUUGUUGACGUUCGUUUAACAUUAGUUUAUAAUUAUGUUACGUAUCCGGACACAGGAAGUACUUUACUUAUUUUCUAUUUCCAAUUAAAUAUAAACGAAGAAUAACGUUUUGGCUUAUUUUAUUUGUCACUAUCGAGUGUUUAAAUGAUAUAACGGGUGUUCGUACCUAAAGCUGUGUAAAAUAGAGUGGCAUUAGCAAAAAGACGAUUGUUGAUCGCUGGUUGCGCUUGCGCACAUUGCGAUAUAAGUGUGCGGAGGGAGCCGCGCCGCUGCAGUGCCGCUCCCACUGUCUCGACACAACGUCGCCCAACAUGGGGAGAAAGGCAAUAUUAGCGGUCGUGUGUUGGCUGACCAUAAGCCAGGCCUUUGGUGACAAAGGCAAAGCUGCGCAGUUAGCAGCAGUCAAAGACAAUGAGAGUGCCGAGAGUGCCCCGCGCCUGUACCGUAACGUUCCUCUCGGAGUGUAUGCCAGUGCCGCGCCCUACGCCUCCUACUCGUUCCACCUGCCGCAGUUCCUCCCUGUGCCCAACGCUGCUGCCUCGCAACUCGCCCCGGUGCAGCAGAAGCCAGUGAAUAAAAAUGUAAACACAUAUUUAAUGGACUCCUAUGGAAACAGAUACUUCGAAGGCCCCCAGCAAGCUCCGUACAAGGCUGCAUUCCCUCAGCAGUAUGUGUCGCUUCAGCCGAAAUUGCCGGAACAUUUGGCCCAACCAUUAGUCGCUGCGUCGCCCAACUUUCAAUUCAAGCAGUCAGCUCCUCAAGUGUUCUUUGGUGCGCCCUUCAGAGUCCCGGCUCUCCAGAGUCCGGCCCCGACUCCACUCAACCAAUUUCCUAGUUUCGGACAUUUAAUGUAUGCGGGGAAUGUUCAAAGUUUAGCGCCAAUUUCAAAUACUCACAAUAACGGCUUUAGAGUUCCAAACGCACAGCAACAGUCGACAAACAACAAAGCCGUGUUCUCCAAUACACAGCCGCAUGAGCAAUACAGCAAUUUGAAAAAUCAACCGACGUUCCAAAGGCAGCAAGAAUUACCUGAUGUCAUUGUUGGCAAACCUAAGAUCCAAAACGUCCAGGAAAAAGGGCCUGUGUCGCAUGAUGAACCAAAGUUUCAGCGCAUCCAAGAAAUUCCCCACGGUGCUCAUGGUGAGGUGAAGUUCCAACGUAUUCAAGAAAAACCCAAUAGUGACAGUAGUGAAUCCAAGCAUCAACAAGUACACGACAUCUCACAUUCCUCCUAUGAACAUCCGAAGUUCGAACGUAUUGAAGAGAGCAGUCCACAUGCGUCACAUGAGGAAGAGAAAUCACAUCGUAUACAUGAAAUACCUCACGAGGAACACGGAGGGCCGAAAUACCAAAGAUUCCAAGAGUCACCUGAAGUGGUCCACGUCGAACAUAGUUAUGAACCACGACAAGAAGCACCAAAGCCUGUGGAGAAAAAAGCGUCCGGAACCAAAGCUCGGUUACAAUCAGCUCCCGCCAAACAAACGACUAUCACUUAUGUUAACGAGUUCAACGGAAAGAAAAAUAUAGUGAAAGUGCAAAGUGAUCUCUUAGACUUAACUCUUCUUGAGCCUCUGACGUUUGCCAACCCUCUGGUACCUCAAGUGCAACACUUUUUGCCGAGAAUUAACCAGGCAACGUACCAAAAAUUGCCGCAACCUAAUAUCGGUGACGUCAAAAAUUAUCAGAAAGAGUUUGUGGUACAAAAGACAAUGUCUUAUGAUAGCGGGAACAUCAAUAAGCCACAGAAGCAAGCAAAUAAGAAGAAGAGAGAAGAAACAAACAUACAAAAGCAAGAGAAUGAUGCUCCGAAGAAAACAGUCACGCAUCACGAGACUCUUGAUGAUGCUCCAGAAAUUGUAUAUGAAAUCAAUGCACCUGGGCAUAAAGAAACGAUCAGUGAAAAAACAAUCAGCUAUAACAAGGAAACACAGUCGGAACCAGUACAUUAUAGCUAUGGUUCUAAAUCUCAGAAAGAGCCCGUUACGUACAGUUUCAGUCGAUCAUCAAAGGAACCACUACAAAUAAAGGAAGUUCAUUAUCAUGGUAACGGUCCGAUGCACCUCGUGUAUAAUUUCAAACCUGAGGAACAGCACCAUCAGCAUCAUCAACAGGAAGAACAACACCACCAGCACACUAACGAACCACACGGUGAUGGAGAGAAUCACAAACAUCAUGAAUCAUCUCAUGAGUCCGAAAAUAGCGGUCCAGCACAUCAUCAUCAUCACCAGCAUACAGAUAAUUAUAAAGAUCACCCCAAAUCUUCUGAGGAGCAUCACGAACCAUCUCACAAAGAACAAGAACACCACCGAGGUGCGAGUCACGAAAAUCAACAUGAGCCCGUGCAUACAAAUCAACCAAAAUAUUACCCCGGCUCAGGUCAAACCAAAAUACACUUCGAUUACGAACCCAUUACUCAGGAAUACGAAGAAGAUAUACGUUUGCUCGCUAAUGCACAAAUUAAAGUAGAUCCCAGUCAACAUGUGCAGCCAAAGUCUAAGGAACGUGAGCAGUCUCCUCAGGAGGACGAGCAGUCUCACCCACCGCACAGACAUCAUCACUCCUCACACGAGAAGCACUCGCAUCAGUCAGCACCGCAACAAUCGCACCAGCACUACUCACCUCCACAGUCAGGCACGUACCACGGCCCCGCAGCACAUGUCAUGGAGAAAUCUAAACGCAUCAUAAUCCACGACGAAUCGCCUGAUGAAAUGCACAUGCACCAAGAACAAAUGAAAGAGGAAGUCAUUGACCGAGAAGAAAAUAAUGAAGAGGACUUUGAAAAGGCGUACAAAAAUGCUGCGAUUGGUUUCCCCGCAUACACCAACGAGGCCUUAGAAGCUGCAGAAAAGGAUAUUUUCGAUCCCGAAAGUUAUGGUGUUCCUCCCGACCACGUGGAGUAUAACAUUGAACACACCCCUUUCCAACAAUAUCAAGAAGAUGGCGACGAAUUCCCAAAAGAAGCGCGCUCGAGCUACAAAGACUCAAGAGAUAAAAUGAAAGAAAACUACUACACAGAUUACUCAAUUAGUAAGCCAGAAAGUUUACUCGAUCGAUACCAAAAUAAACUAGGCUAUUACAAGUUAUAUAAACAACAAAAGCCUGAUUAUUAUGUGUCCGACGAAAAAGAAGAAGAUAAGAAAAAACAAAAACCAAAGUUCGCUAAGUACUCGGUGGCGCCUACGUUUGGCUUUCCCAAAAAAAAGGAGGAGAAAACAGAAUCUUUUUACGGUAGCCACAAACCCAAGCAACAGUUAUACGAGUACGAUUAUUCUAAGGGAGCGCCGCGCGACAGUUCAGCGUUCGCAUCGCGGCCCUUUCAAAGGUAUAGAAGCAAGACAAACUUCGUAGAGCCGCAGUUCCAGUACGGGUUCGAGCCGAUCACGAUACCAAAGCUUCUCGACAGCGAGCUCGCCGCGAUGGCGAGCAGCCAUAAUCCCGAAAGUGAAAAGCCGGGCAUGAGGAAGAAAGUCUACAAAGAAAACUGGUACAUAAAGAAAACGAGUACAGCCGCUGGGGCGCCGGCUAGCUGAUAAGACUUAUUUAUUAUUGUGUUAAGUUUACCUUGUUAUAAUAGUAAAUUAAUAAAUUGUUAAUUAUUUAAACUCUGUUUUUAUCUCAGAUUAAGACAGUUAAACGCAUAAAAACUCUUUGACUGAAUUAUUUCUCAGUGUUACAUAAUUAAACUUUCGCUAUCUACCAAUAUAUUACGUGACACUAGCAGUUUUUUGUGGCGAUUCUCGUUGUCCACCGGUUAACAAAAAAACUAUUUUGCUCUAGUCUGCAAAAUCAUUCACCGUGGAUAAAGCAAAAAGAUCUGAGUUCAAUUUUGCAUGCUAUCUGUAUUCAGACAAUAUCGACUGCAACACUUAACAAACGCAUAGUUUCUCCUUCAUUGCAAUAGUUAAAACAACGGCGAUAGGUAAAACAGAUCAGUUGCUCAUAAUCAUAUGAUUGUUUAUAAUAAAAAGCGUUAUUGCAUCCUAUUCGUUCCGUUUCCGGUGAUUGCAAUGUGUUGAUUCUAGCUUGAUUUCCUCGAUCGGAACCGACGCUACAAUCAUCACGCGAUCAGCGGUGAUGUGGGCACGCUACUAUACGUUUUUUACCGUCAAGAGCAGAGCACAAGUGCAAGUGCAAACCGCCGAGAAACGCACGCAUGCACGAUGCUGACAUAAUGCGCUUCUGAAUUGAACUUAAUUUUAUGCAAUAUGCUGAAAUAAACUCAAAGUGAUACUGAAAUCAGCCUAGUCUUAGAUAUUGCAAACAAUUAUUUUAGUAACAAAAACUGUUUUGCCAAAAAACGUGCUCAUUUAAAAUAUAAUUUGCGGCAUUUAGUUUCAGUUUAGUUAGGAUUAGAGAUCUAAAGGAAGGAGAUACAGGCGUAGUUUCAUCAAAAUAUAUUCAUGGAAAAAACAAUAUAUUUCGAAAAGUUGAUAAAAAAGGAGAUAUACCGAAGUACCUUGGACUGUUGAGCAACUUUCGAUUAAACGCUGACAAGUUGCAGACGCUAAAACGUUAAGAAAUAGACAAAAUGAUUGCUUCGGAUACU
Messenger RNA from Helicoverpa armigera (cotton bollworm), 4885 nucleotides. RefSeq lists its product as uncharacterized. The record is from RefSeq and is a predicted model, not a curated record. Lineage: Eukaryota; Metazoa; Arthropoda; Insecta; Lepidoptera; Noctuidae.